AUCAUGUGUAAUAAGGUCUUCUUUGACCUGGCACAGCCAGCACUUGGAACGAACAAGGUAACCCAACCCAUCAAGGAGAGACCCAUCUCCCCAGUCCACACUCCACGCCAUAUUUGGAAAACUGUGAAACUUGCGUCCAGUCAAUGCUAUUAUUUACUGUUUCUUUGGCCAAUCAAUGCCAGUUGAGCCGCACUUUCCUAAAUUUGAUGCUAUUUUUUUCCCCUAAGAAGGAUCAAGAAAGAACACAUUUGUUUCCCAACUAAAGAAGAACAAUUCAACUGAGAAAUGAGAAAACGGGAAACUUUUUCCAAUUAAGAAUUCUGAAAGCUGAUCUUUUCUAGUUACUGCAACUGGGGUUUUAAUAAUGGGUUUUUGGGGAAAGUUUCUCUUUGUUUCUCUGUUUUUAAUCCACCCCCCUACCGUCAGUAGUUCCCAGCAAGAACUGGAGUUCAUAGAAUGUUUAUUGAGCAGGGGAAACUUCACCAAUAAUAGCGCCUACCAGGCAAGCCUCAAUCAUAUCUUCUCUUCUUUGACCUCUGACUCGCAAAAUGAUUAUGGGUUCUACAAUGUUUCUUUCGGCCAAAAUUCGGACAAAGUUAACACAAUUGCCCUCUGCAGGGGAGAUGUGAAGCCUGGUGAUUGCAUUAGCUGCAUCAACUAUGCUGCCGCCGAGUUCAGAAGAAUCUGUCCCAACCAGAAGGCAGCAAUUCUAUGUGCACUCCUGAUUUGUCUCAGACUCUCAGCAGCAGUGUACCUCUUGCUUGUCUUAUGGCAAAUUGAAGUUCGUUGUAACGGAGGGCUAGGAGGCAGAGCGGUUGGACCUAACUGUAAUUUGAGGUUGGAGACGUAUUCUUUCUAUGAUCCUACUCCUGAUGAGCUGUCAAUAUUGCCACCACCAUUGCCGCAGCCAGAGCCACCAGUCUCCUUUGCCGACUGCAUGGAUUUUGCAGGAAAAGAGGAGAAUUCAUCUCGAGUUAUCAUCAUUAUAGUCACUUCAGCUGUUGCUUUUCUCAUACUUAACAUCUGCAGCUGCAUCUGCAUCUUUUCCAGGAUGAAGGAGUCAAAGAAGAGAAGAAAGCUAAAGCAGGAAAUUAAAGACGUACAUAAGGAUAAUAGUGUUGAAGCCUUGCAAUUUGACUUCGACACAAUAAGAAUGGAAACCGAGAACUUCUCCAGCAUGAACAAGCUUGGACAUGGUGGAUUUGGUGCUGUUUAUAAGGGCAAGCUUCUGAAUGGAAAAGAUAUAGCUGUGAAGAGGCUUUUGGAAAGUUCUGCUCAAGAAGAGCUAGAAUUCAAGAAUGAAGCUAGGUUAAUGGCAAGACUUCAACAUAGGAAUUUGGUUAGGCCGCUGGGUUUUUGCUUGGAAGGAAAUGAAAGGCUUCUGAUAUAUGAGUUUGUUCCUAGCUCAAGCCUCAACCACUUCAUAUUCGGUAUGGUGGCAACUCCCAUUCAGCUUAAGAAUACUGGGAACUUCACCGUAAACGGUAUGUAUGGCAGGAACCGCGACCUCGCUCUCUCUUCUUUAGCCUCUAAUACCUCAGAAAAUGGUGGUUUCUACAAUACCACCGUUGGUAAAGAUCCCAAUAAGAAAACAGGCAAAUUGCUACAGACUGUUAUAAUUGUUGUUGUUGUUGGUUCAACCACUGGUUUCAUGGCAAUUCUUGCCAUCACUUGUUCCCUUCUCCGAAAGAGAUGGAAGUCAAAGCAGGAAGUUAAGGGUGUGGAUGAAAGUAUUAGUGCUGAGUCCAUGCGAUUUGACUUCGGUUUUUGCUUGGAAGGGAAUGAAAGGCUUCUCAUCUAUGAGUUUGUUCCCAACUCAAGCCUUGAUCACUUUAUACUCCGUGCAUUCUCUCUUCGUUUCACCUUAAGAAUUAAUUCUUUGCUUGAGAUCAUUAGUCAUCAAAAAGUCUAUCUUAGUAAUGGAGAAGAAGGGGAGAAUCUUCCAACUAAUGCAUGGAAACAUUGGAUGGAAUUAAGGGACUGCUCUGAAUUUUAUAGAUCCGAUCUAGAGGGAUGGCUCGAGGAGGGCAAUGUUGAGAUGCAUGCAGCUAGGCUUACUAUUUCCCUGCAAGCACUGGAAUUCAAAGAAUGUUUAUUGGACAGGGGAAACUUCACCAAUAAUAGCGCCUACCAGGCAAGCCUCAAUCAUAUCUUCUCUUCCUUCACCUCUGACUUACAAAAUGAUUAUGGGUUCUACAAUGUUUCCUUCGGCCAAAACUCAGACAAAGUUAACGCGAUUGCCCUCUGUAGGGGCGAUGUGAUGCCUGGUGAUUGCAUUAGCUGCAUCAACGAUGCUGCCACCGAGCUCAGAAGAAUCUGUCCCAACCAGAAGGCAGCGAUUCUAUGGAAAGGAUACAAGGCAAAGAAUAUUACUGCUUUCAAUGAUACCCUUAAUAAUCUAUUGGAUACCCUGAUAAAAAGAGCUGCAUUGGGUGAUUCUCAUCGCAAGUUUGCAACUGGAACUGCAGCAGUUCCAGAUUCAGAGACGAUUCACGCACUUGUGCAGUGCACUCCUGAUUUGUCUCAGCAGCAGUGUACUUCUUGCUUGUCUUAUGGCAAAAUUGAAGUUUUUUGUAACGGAGGGCUAGGAGGCAAAGCAUUUGGACCUAAAUGUAAUUUGAGGUUUGAGACGUAUUCUUUCUAUGAUCCUACUCCUGAUGAGCUGUCAAUAUUGCCACCACCAUUGCCGCGGCCAGCACCACCACAGUCUCCUUUGCCCUCAGAUGAUACUCGCAAAGUUGUAUCAGGAAAAGAGGGGAAUUCAUCUCGAAUUAUCAUCAUUAUAGUCACUUCAGCUGUUGCUUUUCUCAUACUUAACAUCUGCAGCUGCAUCUGCUUCUUGUACCGGAUGAAGAAGUCAGAGAAGAGAAGGAACCUGAAGCAGGAAAUUGAAGACUUAGAUAUGGAUAAUAGUGUUGAAGCCUUGCAAUUUGACUUCGACACAAUAAGAAUGGCAACCGAUAACUUCUCCAGCAUGAGCAAGCUUGGUCAAGGUGGAUUUGGUGCUGUUUAUAAGGGCACGCUUCUAAGCAGAAAAGAUAUAGCUGUGAAGAGGCUUUUGGAAAGUUCUGCUCAAGGAGAACUAGAAUUCAAGAAUGAAGUUAGGUUAAUGGCGAGACUUCAACAUAGGAAUUUGGUUAGGCGCUGCUGGGUUUUUGCUUGGAAGGAAAUGAAAGGCUUUUGAUAUAUGAGUUUGUUCCUAACUCAAGCCUCAACCACUUCAUAUUCGAUAUGGUUGCAACUCCUAUUUAGUUUAAGAAGCAAAUUCCCUUGGGUUUAUGUGGUAUGGAUGACAAGGCAGAAAAUGUUUGAACAUUUUGUUUGCAAGCAGUAUUUUUUGAUGGAUUUAAACCUGUUAUUUUUGUGAAUUUGCAGAUCCAAUCAAGCGCACGUUUACAA
Molecule: messenger RNA, 3399 nt
Organism: Rubroshorea leprosula
Lineage: Eukaryota; Viridiplantae; Streptophyta; Magnoliopsida; Malvales; Dipterocarpaceae
Source: the annotation of a GenBank genome assembly